Paramuricea clavata is the source of this 2901-nucleotide messenger RNA. NCBI's taxonomy places the organism in Eukaryota, Metazoa, Cnidaria, Anthozoa, Malacalcyonacea, Plexauridae. The record is from the annotation of a GenBank genome assembly.
AUGCUGGGAGUAUUCGAAGAAAUCAUCGAAUCGAAGACAAAGAUGACAACCGCCAAAUUUCACGUCGCAAAAGGGGACAAUGGCAACUUACUUUGCUCAGAAACUGCAGCAGAACUCGGAUUAAUAACAUUGAACAUACACAAUGUAAGCAAAGACAAAGCGGAAAUAAACACAACUACAAAAGUAAACACAACUGUGAAAGUGCCAAACGAAUUCACACCUGAGGCAGAAGCCACUGAAUUCAUUCAAUGUCUGACAAAUGAGUACGAGGACUUAUUCAGAGGAAUUGGGUGCCUGAAAAACUUCGAACUUAAGCUACACAUAGACCCUAACGUCAAGCCAGUUGCGCAACCAGAAAGGCGUAUACCAUUUCAUAUCCGGGAGAAAGUAACUCACGAACUGGACAAGUUAACAGAGCAAGGUAUCAUCGAGCCCUGUUCUGGCCCAACUCCCUGGGUCUCGCCCCUAGUCGUAGUACCAAAACCGAAGAACCCAGAAGAAACAAGAAUAUGUGUUGACAUGCGUAUGCCUAAUACAGCGAUAAUCCGUGAGCGCCAUCCCAUGCCUACUGCUGACGAACUUAUCCACAAGCUAAAUGGUGCAAAAGUCUUCUCAAAACUCGAUCUUCGCCACGGAUACCACCAAAUUCUCUUAGCUCCUGAGUCUCGUUACAUUACGACCUUUCGUACCCAUAAAGGACUGCACCGCUAUAUCCGACUUAACUAUGGCACAUCAGCAGCCUCAGAAGUUUUCCAGUAUGAUAUAAGCCAAGCCAUUGCUGGCAUUGACGGAGUUGUCAACAUCAGUGACGAUAUAAUCAUAUUCGGUAAAACACAGCUUGAUCAUGACACAGCCCUUAAAACUGUAUUUGAACGAUUGCGACAAGUCGGCCUCACCCUCGACAAAUCGAAAUGUGCUUAUAACAAGGGUACAUUGGAGUUCUUUGGCAUGACUUUCUCUGCAGAUGGCGUCAGCCCGGACCCAAAGAAAAUAGAAGCUAUCGUCAAUGCUCCCCGUCCAACCAAUGUGAGUGGGGUCCGCAGCCUGCUGGGCAUGACGAAUUACUGUUCAAAGUUUAUUGCAAACUAUGCAAACAUUACAACGCCCCUUCGACAACUCACAAAGAAAAAUGAGAAGUUCCAGUGGCUACCAGUCCAUGAAAAUGCCUGGAAAACACUAACAAAAGCUCUCACUUCAGCCCCAGUUAUGGCAUACUUUGAUACUACCAAAUGCACAGAACUCAUAGUCGAUGCCAGUCCAACUGGUUUGGGUGCUAUAUUACAGCAGCAUACCCCAGGAAACGAAGACCACAAAGUGAUUGCCUAUGCAAGUCGAGCACUCAGUCCCGUCGAACAAAGAUACAGUCAAACCGAACGUGAAGCCCUCGCCAUUGUUUGGGCAAUGGAAAGAUUUCAUAUUUAUACAUAUGGAACAGAAUUUGUCCUGUAUACAGAUCACAAGCCAUUAGAGUUGAUCUGCAAUAACCCUAAGUCCAAACCUCCUGCACGGAUCGAGCGAUGGUUCCUACGUCUUCACAAAUACCGUUUUCGAGUCCAAUAUAGCCCCGGGAAGGACAAUCCCUCAGAUUAUAUGUCUCGACACCCCCUGAACACAAGUGCAACACAUCGUCAAGGCGAGUUAGCAGAAGAGUACAUCACCUUCAUUGCACAGCACACUACUCCCAAGUCCAUCAGCCUGGAAGAAAUUAAACAGCAAACGAAAGAAGAUGCAACCCUGCAGAUUGCUAUGAAAUAUAUUCAGAAUGGAAAUUGGCAUGAGGCACGCAACUUGACAGAUGCAAACAUAAACAACCAGGAACUUAGUAUUCUGUAUAGCAUCCGAACUGAGUUGACUGCUAGUAAAGAUAAUGACCUGCUUCUGAAAUCCACCCGAAUAGUUAUACUAACAUCCCUGAGAAAACAAGCCAUCGAUCUGGUCCAUGAAGGCCAUCAAGGCUUAACCAAAACUAAGCAGUUGCUUCGAGAGAAAAUAUGGUUCCCAUCAAUUGAUUCCAUGGUGAAAAAGAUAAUCUAUGCUUGCAUCCCCUGCCAAAGCACCACUCCAGCUCACCCUCCAGUACCACUCAAAAUGUCAAAGAUGCCACCAACAUGGCAUACAGUGCACAUAGACUUUCUAGGUCCACUUCCGACCGGAGAGCUGAUACUUGUUGCAAUUGAUGCAUAUUCCCGGUACCCGGAAGUCGAAAUCGUACAUUCAACAUCAGCAGCAGCACUCAUCCCGAAGCUGGACAGAAUAUUCUCAACGCAUGGAAUUCCAUACAAAGUUGUAUCUGACAAUGGUCCUCCAUUCAACGGACAGGAAAUCAGGCGAUACAUGGGGAUCCAUGGCAUUGAGUUUGUAACAGUCACCCCUUUAUGGCCACAGGGCAACUCAGAAGCGGAAUCAUUCAUGAAACCAUUGCUUAAGUCCAUUCUAACAGCUCGAACAGAGGGCCGAAAUUGGAAAAAAGAAUUAUUCACCUUCCUCUUGAAUUAUCGAGCGACUCCCCACAGCACCACAAAAGUUGCCCCAGCCGAACUCCUGUUUAACAGAACAAUUCGCACCAAGUUACCACAACAAUACACUUCAUCAAAACCAAUCGACAAGCAUAUUAUGGCAAAAGAGAAUGAUCACAACUCCAAAAGUCAAAUGAAAAGGUAUACUGAUCAGGCGAGGCACACAAAGAAGACUCUGAUUAACGUUGGUGAUUUGGUUAUAUAUAAACAACAAAAGAAGAACAAGUUUUCAACAAAAUUCAAUCCAGUCCCUUACAAAGUGAUUAAAGUCCACGGUGCCACAAUUACAGCCCAACGACACUCUCAUAGCGUCUUAACCUUGGUGAAAAAGAGCGACAAUACCAUCUUGAUGAUCAACCAUCAGAUGAAGAAGAGGAUGAGAUAG